ACUAACUGAAACACAUCUAAAGCAAACAAGCCCACACAUUCAUUUUUACUCAGUCUUCUUAAUAGUGCUAAACCAAACCUCAAGAAAAUACACACACAUCUAACAAAAAAUCCAUAGCAUCACUACCUCCGGUAUUGGGAUGAAAAUAGGAGGAUGACCAUAAAGAGUGGCAGCGGCCAGGCCUGCGCUGCUUGCAAGUACCAACGACGGCGGUGCACGCCCGAGUGCCUCCUGGCACCCUUCUUCCCGGCCGACGAGCCCAAGAUGUUCCAGAACGUCCACCGCCUCUUCGGAGUCAAGAACAUCCAGAACCUCCUCAAGGAGCUCGGCCCCGACCACACCCAGAAGGCCAUCGCCAUGAAGUCCAUCAAGUACCACGCUGCCAUGCGCGACAAGUACCCUGUAUGGGGUUGCAUGUUCGAGAUCCACCAAUUAACAUACCAAAUUCAACAUGCUGAGGAAGAGCUCCAGGCUGUCCUCCACCAGCUGGCAUUCUACAGACAACAACAACAACAGCAUGAAAACCAACUGUCUUCCCAUACGGCCGACGACUACAUCUCUGACCUCCAGCUCGGGAUGGGCCCGCCCGGGAACAGCCUGGAAGCUCACUCCCACUACAACAACAACGAGGAGGCCGCCGUGGCCGACUACAACAUAAACUACAUGGAUUUUAAAGAGAUGAACAAUGUUGUGAACUCGAUGUGCGGUUAUAGUAACAACAAUAGCAACGAAAACAAUACGAACUCGAUCCUUACGCACGCGCAUCUCGUGAUGCAACAGCAGCCGAUCUCCGCCGUGGAGCACGAGGAUUAUAACGAGAUGCAGCCGUUUUUUGAUAAUAUCGAUGAUUCACAGUCUUAUAUUGGCUCCAAAGAAGUCUAUGAUCAAUCUAGGUAUAAAAUAAAAAAUAAAAAAACUACAAAUAUUGGUUUUUUAUUUUUGGUUUUGUGCACAAGAUUUGAUUUUUUGAAAUGGGAUUGUUUGAUUAUGUGCAGUUUGAGCUUGGAAUCGGCUUUCAAGGAAUCGAGACACGAUGUUGAGGAGAUUAAUGAGAAUGAGCUAAAGAAUUGAUGUGAUCCUCGUCUCGAACAAGAAGCUACACACGAGAAGAGAAAAUAUAUCUUGGCAGUUGGCUAAAAAUGAGAAGAUAAACAUGAAAGAAAAGAGAAAGAGGUACAAGUACAAGGGUGCUAGUUGAGAGAGGUGUGGGCCGCACCGAAUGCC
Messenger RNA from Salvia splendens (bonfire salvia), 1224 nucleotides. Its product is annotated as LOB domain-containing protein 27-like. The record is from RefSeq and is a predicted model, not a curated record. The transcript has 2 exons. The coding region runs from base 154 to 1071 and encodes 305 amino acids. NCBI's taxonomy places the organism in Eukaryota, Viridiplantae, Streptophyta, Magnoliopsida, Lamiales, Lamiaceae.